GCAUCUAAAAUAAAGUUGAUGAACAUUUGUUUAUCGUUAGAAUUUCUUGUUAUCAUGGUGUUCUUAUAAUAUUUGAACAGCCGGCACGCUCAUGGCAGUGCCUCAGACGAGUCAACAUUUCAUUAAAACAUUGUUCGUCGUGCAACGCUUGGUCAUGUAAACAAACUCCCAGACAUACACUGCUCGUAGCAUACAUUUGUACAUACAAAUGUUAAAAAACAUACUUACAAACAACCGCGAACGUUAUUUGUUGUUAGCUGUGGAGUAUUAUGCAAAAACUAGUUUGCGCGGUUAUUGAACCUUUGACACUUGACUUCAGCGGUUAGAACUAUAGGCCUGCGGCUUGAUUAUUAAUUAUACCCAAAUCGGCUGGCUUCAAUAUUUGGCAGUGUCAGCAGACACGCUUUGAACUUCAAAGCAUAAAGAACUGAAAGACUAGAGACACCGCCGCAGCCACAUGCACGUUUACAAGAUGGGAAAUCGAGUGCCGGAGCUAAUUAUAUGCUCCUUUAUAGUAAUCAGCUUGUUGGUAAUACAUUUCUUCUCGGACCUGUUGCGCUUUUCGCUGGGCGGCAAUUAUGCACAGGAUGUGACACUCUCGCACAUAGUGGAGAGUCAGUCCAAGGAAUAUGCAUGGCUCUUAAAGCUGCUCGUGAAUACUUUUGGCUACAGCUGUGUCUUUGUGCCCGGCUAUCUUAUAUACAAAUAUGUACAGCGUACCAACUAUCUGGAGCGCGGCAACAAAACAUUUUUACACUUGGCCAUUAAUAUGUGCAUUACGGGCAACUCCAGCUAUGAGGCAGUGGAUGCUGCACACGCCGGCAGCAGUAGUGUGAGCGCUACGGAACGCGAGCGCCAGAACAAGCGAACCAGUUCACAGGAGGCAGUGCAGCUACUUUGGUGCUUUGGCGGCUUGAUGGUGUCUUAUCUAACUUGGGGCGUGCUGCAGGAGAAAAUAAUGACGCAAAACUAUCUAAAUUUUGCUGGUGAAAGCGCCAAGUUCAAGGACUCGCAGUUUUUGGUCUUUGCCAAUCGUUUGCUCGCAUUCCUGGUGGCACUUGGCUAUCUGCAAUGGCAGCCUGCAACAUCGCGACAUCGUGCGCCACUCUACAAGUAUUCAUAUGCUUCCUUCUCGAAUAUAAUGAGUGCAUGGUUUCAAUACGAGGCACUCAAAUUUGUCAACUUUCCUACUCAAGUGCUGGCCAAAUCCUGCAAGAUUAUACCAGUUAUGCUGAUGGGCAAAAUCAUGUCCAAGGCGAAGUACGAGUCAUACGAGUAUGCCACGGCGCUGCUCAUUUCCUUGGGCAUGAUAUUCUUCAUGUCGGGCUCCUCGGACAGCAGCAAAGUCAGCGGCGCUACCACGUUGACAGGCAUCUUUCUGCUCUCCAUGUAUAUGGUCUUCGAUAGCUUCACGGCCAACUGGCAGGGCUCGCUAUUCAAAAGCUAUGGCAUGUCCUCGCUGCAAAUGAUGUGCGGUGUCAAUUUAUUUUCAUCGAUCUUCACAGGCGCCUCGCUGUCCAUGCAAGGCGGAUUUAUGGACUCGUUGGCCUUUGCCACAGACCAUCCCAAGUUUGUCUUCGAUAUGGUUGUGCUUUCCAUUUGCUCGGCAGUCGGGCAAUUGUUUAUCUAUCAUACAAUUGAUGUAUUUGGGCCAGUUGUGUUUACCAUUAUUAUGACGAUGCGUCAGGCUGCCGCUAUCAUGCUGUCCUGCUUUAUCUAUCAGCAUAGUAUCUCGGUGCUGGGUGUAUUCGGUGUGCUCAUUGUCUUCUUGGCCAUCUUUAUGCGCGUCUAUUGCAAUCAACGCCUGAGGGCUAAACGCAAGCGCGCUGAAGCCAGCAAGCCCAGAAUUGGCGUUUAGAAUAAGGCUGCUCAAAAAUAUAACGCACAGUUUGUUCGCUCAGUCUAGCGCUAAGAUAAGUCUUGGCAUUGUGAAUUUAUUUUUCAAAAGUGUAACUUUUGUUUAUUAAGCGCGGCUAACACACAACUACUAAUUGUACAGCUUUGUUUUGUAGUUUUAAGUUGAAAGUCUCGAGGCAAUUGAAGAUUUUUAUAUGUGUAU
This is a messenger RNA of Drosophila busckii, 2059 nucleotides long. RefSeq names its product adenosine 3'-phospho 5'-phosphosulfate transporter 1 (gene sll). Gene Ontology annotation, molecular function: 3'-phosphoadenosine 5'-phosphosulfate transmembrane transporter activity. The record is from RefSeq and is a predicted model, not a curated record. The transcript is spliced from 4 exons. The coding region runs from base 458 to 1858 and encodes 466 amino acids. NCBI's taxonomy places the organism in Eukaryota, Metazoa, Arthropoda, Insecta, Diptera, Drosophilidae. Gene Ontology annotation, biological process: transmembrane transport. Gene Ontology annotation, cellular component: endoplasmic reticulum membrane; Golgi membrane.